CACAAUUACAUCAUACAAAAAGGGAGUMAAGAUCUUUCCGUUUUUGUGCAGACUGGUUAUUUUUCGGACCUGAAGGCCCUGUUAUAUGUUGCCGGAAUGACCGUAGAGGAACUUGACCAAGACAACUCUGUACAGGAUGGAUGUUUUGCUCGGUUUAAAAGAUAUUUUUGGGAAGGUCAAUCAUUAAACAAGCGGCAUCACACAGCCAAGACAAAAUUACAGCAUGACUCCCCCUGGUACAAGGUUAUMCUUGUUAAGUACAGACGAUUUAUUGGUCUUGCUUUACCAGCUGUCUUCUUUCACUUCUGGUGGUGGGGUGUUUUUAUCAAGCACGAUCUUUGGCAUCUAUUUCAAGAGAAAUACUAUAUGUCAAUAACCAUGAUUUUUGGAUCGAUUAUAGCAGGGAUGACCAGCGAAGGUGGUGCAUCUGUUGCCUAUCCGAUAAUGACAUUGGCCUUUAACAUCAAACCAAGUGUAGCAAGAGAUUUCUCAUUCAUGAUUCAAUCGUGUGGGAUGACAGCAGCAGCGUUUACUAUCAUUUUUAUGCGUGUCCAYACAGAGCAGUUUUCACUGGUGUUCUGUUCCCUUGGUGGAGUCAUUGGUAUGAUUUUCGGCCUGGAGGUCAUAGACCCUCUUCUCACUCCUCCCUUUAAAAAGAUGGGCUUCGUCUGCAUUUGGUUCACAUUCGCCUUUGCGCUGUUCCUUCUGAAUCGUUACAGAGAUCGAAAAACAUACCAAAGAAUCCCUGACUUUAAGGUGUGGAARGCAAUUGUMUUACUUCUGACGGGUUUCAUGGGAGGUAUCUUCUCUGCAUUCUCUGGAAGUGGCUUGGAUAUCUGCAGCUUCAGCGUGUUGACUCUACUGUUCCGCGUAACGGARAAGACUGCCACGCCUACCUCAGUGAUACUCAUGGCCGGCAACACGUUGGUAGGGUUCUUCUGGAGACAAGUCAUGAUUGAUGGAGUCAGCGUUGAUGCAUGGGAGUUCACAGGGGUGUGUAUUCCUGUGGUGGUCAUCGGGGCACCUCUUGGGUCUCUCAUAGGCACGCACUUUCAUCGUUUGGUCUUAGCAGGAUUGUUGUAUCUUACAGAUACUGUUGCCCUCAUCAGCGCCUUCUGCAUCGUUCCACAGACGCCUCCACUGAUUGGCACUUCUUUAGGAAUAAUUGUGCUUGGAUUCAGCUUCUUUUUCUUUCUGACCAAAGCUGGAGAAAGAAUCAUGAUAAAUAYCGAGAGCCGAGGUGCCGCUGUGCUGCAACACAAUCUUGAUUCCAUUGACAAGAAUGACAACACCAGAACAGAUGUUGAUCCCGAGAAAGUUCCACUGGGUGAUGAGAGCCUCCCUACAGAUAAUGUCUAACUUUAUACUUCGGAUUAUAGCCUCCCUACAGAUAAAUGUCUAAUUAUAGCCUCCCUACAGAUAAUGUUUAACUUUAUACUUCGGAUUAUAGCGUUAAUCCAGGGUUAACUUCAUAGGGUUUCUAUAAGAGUUAACCCCGGUUAAGUUGGGUUUUCUAAUACUCUAGGGAAGGGGAUAUAUCACGCACGUGAAAUAAAUAAAAACCUUAUUAUAUA
Messenger RNA from Exaiptasia diaphana, 1574 nucleotides. RefSeq lists its product as uncharacterized. Gene Ontology annotation, cellular component: membrane. The coding region runs from base 97 to 1359 and encodes 420 amino acids. The transcript has 5 exons. NCBI's taxonomy places the organism in Eukaryota, Metazoa, Cnidaria, Anthozoa, Actiniaria, Aiptasiidae. The record is from RefSeq and is a predicted model, not a curated record.